Pelmatolapia mariae (spotted tilapia) is the source of this 5427-nucleotide messenger RNA. RefSeq names its product EMILIN-1-A-like. Lineage: Eukaryota; Metazoa; Chordata; Actinopteri; Cichliformes; Cichlidae. The transcript has 15 exons. The record is from RefSeq and is a predicted model, not a curated record. Gene Ontology annotation, molecular function: protein binding. Bases 343 to 3681 code for a protein of 1112 amino acids.
GUCUCGGUUCAGUCUGUCGCAACGUUUUCUUCUCUUUGUUUCUCAAGGAAAGUUCUGAUGGGCCAGCCUGGACCGCGCCGAGCCGGAUUAAAGUGGCAUUAAAGGCGGAUUAAAGGCUGGGAGCAGCGGGACCCGCAGAGGGCCAAGGGGGACUGGGCUCGGCCUCAGGUCUUCAGGUCUGAUCGGGUCCGGACCAUGGGUCGGUGGGACUGACGAACUUCUGAGGAAACUUUUUUUUGUGGCGUUUCCAUGGAGAUGGGAGUCUUCCCUUCCAGCUGAGGAAGCUGAUUAGACUCCGAUAAAGUAUCGAUACUCUGUAUUGAUCGCGUAUUGAUCGGAGGGAUGGCCGCGCUCCCGCUACUGUUGCUGCUCGUGCUUUGGACCUGCGGACACGCCAAAGGCGCGUUCCCGCUGCGACAGUCCUACAACCUGUACACCAAUGGACACGCGCACGGAGCCCGCGCUGCCAGCAGGCACAGGAACUGGUGUGCGUUUGUGGUCACAAAGACGGUGAGUUGUGUGGUUGAGGAUGGAGUUGAAACCUACGUGAAGCCUGACUAUCAUCCCUGCAGCUGGGGGAGUGGACAGUGCAGCCGGGUGGUGGUUUAUCGGACCUACAUGAGGCCGCGCUACAAAGUCGCCUACAAAAUGGUGACAGAGAUGGACUGGAAAUGUUGCCAUGGUUACAGUGGAGCAGACUGCAACAUUGGUCCAGCUGGUGGAGUAGGGACUCAGAUAUCCACCACCAGACCUCAGCCCGGACAGGGAGGGGGGACGACCAGUGGACAAGGUGGAGGAGGGCAUAGUUAUGGGGGAGGCAGUUCUGGAUCUGGACAGUCUGGAGGAAACGCGGACAACGAGAAGAUGAGACAGCUGGAGGAGAAGAUCCGCAGUCUUACAAAAAAUCUCCAGGACCUUCAGUCCACCAUGAGCACCAUGAAUGAGCGCUUACAGGAGGAGGGCGGCAGGAAUGGAUUUGGUGGAGGAAGCUCAGGAGGAAGAAACCCUGCGGAUGCCGCUCAGCCCGAGAUUAAAGAGACGAUUCACAGCAUUCAGACCAAACUGGACCAGCUGGACAACCGCACACAGGCUCACGAUAAAACCCUGGUCAGCAUCAACAACCACCUGGUAAACGGGAAAGGUAAUGAGUUGGAGGGAGGUGUGUCUGGAGGAUCGUUAAGUGAAGGACGGCUGAACUCACUGAAGGAGGAGAUCCUGAGCGAGCUGGAGAGGAGAGUGUCGCUGUCCUGCUCCUCCUGCCAAGCCGGCGUGGAGGAUCUGCGCAAACAGCAGCAGCAGGACCGUGAGAGGAUUCGAGCUCUGGAGAAGCAGAUGAACGCCAUGGACGCCCAGUAUCGGCAGAGCCUGGACGGGCUGCGGCGGGAGGUAGUGCGUUCGCAGGGAUGUUGCGACAUCAUCAGUGACCUCCAAGACCGCGUAACUGAUGCUGAACGCAAGAUCAGCACGGCCUCUGAGAACUUUGAUAUUCUGCAGAACCGCCUGGACAGGGAGCUCAGUGGACAAGGUGGCACCAGUAGCAGCGAAAACACUGGGUCCAGAGGACAAGGGUUACCUGUUGGCGGUGAAACCGGCGGGCGUGGUAGGGAUGCCGUGGUAACAGAGGAACGCCUGAACAACCGACUGAAGGAUCUGGAGCGACGGGUCAACAGCACUAUGCAGAAAACUGAAGAGAGCUGCACAUACCUAGAGAACGAUGUGAAAGACUACUUCCACAGAGAACUGGGCGAGCUGAGGUCCGUGUUUCUGGAGCGGUUUGAUGACCAGGCCGACAGGAUCACAGACGUGGAGCUGGACGUGGAGCAGGUCAAGGACAGCAUAAGUGAUCAUGACAAGCGGCUGUCGAAACUAGAAAACACCACCUCCCAAAUGAACUGGAGGCUGGAGAAGUGUGGAGGACGCUGGGGAGGUACCGGGGGAGGAUUACCGGGAACGGGAGGAGAAAGAGACAAUUCAACAAAGAAGUCUCUGGAGUGGAGAGUGGUGGCUAACGAGGAUCAGAUUCGACAUUUCAACACUCGACUCAAAGACCUGUCGAUGUCCGGAGACUCUCUGUAUGACAAGGUUUUGGAUCUGACCGAUGACGUCGGUAAAAUCAAAGCCCUGACUGGUGAUCACGGAGAACACUUUAACCGAAUCGUGACGGUGGUGGAGAUGCUGGGUGAGGACUGCGAGCUGUGCGGGAAGGUGGAGGAAGAGCUGCAGAAGAUGAAGAAUUAUUCCCAGAAUGCACUAUCAAAUAUUCAGAACCACAUCGACAGAAUCCAGAACAGACUGGACUCAGAGGGAGACAGCUGCUUCCAGAUGUGCUCAGACCUGCAGAGUGAAGUCAGUGUUCUGAGGGAUGAUGUCAGGAGGUGCACCAACCAAUGUAAGAGCAACCCGGACAUGACCACAGGUGUUGAUCAUGCUAGACCUGGUGGCACAGAUGACAACAGUGGGCAGCUGGAUCCUGCGAAGCCUUUAGACGGCCAUAGCGUGAUUGAAGGCAUCAACAAUAACCACCUGAAAACGCUGCAGGGCGAACUGUCCAAUGUCAUCCUCACCUUCAGCUCCAUCAACGACACCCUGAAGGGUCUGGAGCACACGGUGCAGAAACACGACAGCGUCAUCACGGACCUCGGAAAUACUAAGGAUAAGAUCAUCUCUGAGAUAGACAAAGUCCAGCAGGAGCUGACAGAGCACAUCGAAGACAACCGGAAACGUCUGGAUAAGAUGGACAGGGACAUUCGGCGAUUUGAGAGUACAGUGCUUGAGAUGGGAGACUGUAAGAGGUCUGGGGACGGGCUUGAGAAGAGGCUGUCGAAGCUGGAGGGAGUUUGCGGACGGCUGGAUGGGGUCUCUGACUCCAUCCUCAAAAUCAAGGAAGGACUGAACAAACACGUUUCGAGUUUGUGGACGUGUGUUUCUGGUCUGAAUGACACCGUUAUCCGUCAUGGAGGUCUGCUGGACUUUAUCCAGAACGGCCAGGACGACAUCCACAGCAGAGUGAAGAACCUGAACUCGAGCUUGAACCAGGUCUCCAGAGACCUGCAGAGUUUGUCAGAGCAGGACCUGACGGGCCCACCAGGCCCACCAGGACCUCAAGGACCUCAAGGACACCCAGGAGAACGAGGCUUCAAUGGGCUGCCUGGCCUCCCAGGGCCCUCUGGAUAUCCAGGACCACAAGGAGAAAUUGGCCCACCUGGUCCCAAAGGGGAAACAGGCCUUCCUGGCGCUGAUGCUCAAAUCCCCAAAUUGUCGUUCUCUGCUGCUUUAACUGCCCCCAUGGACAGAGCAGGAACCAUCGUCUUUGACAAGGUCUUUGUCAACGAAGGAAAUUUCUACAACCCGAGAACAGGUAUCUUCACUGCACCUGUAGAUGGAAAUUACUACUUCAGCGCCGUCCUGACAGGUCAUAGGAACGAAAAGAUCGAGGCAGUCCUGUCAAAGUCGAACUACGGCAUGGCCCGCGUGGACUCUGGAGGCUAUCAGCCCGAGGGCCUGGAGAACAACCCCGUGGCUGAGGCUAAAGUUAACCCGGGCUCUCUGGCCGUCUUCAGCAUCAUUCUGCCUCUGCAGACUCAGGACACGGUGUGCAUCGACCUGGUGAUGGGCAAACUGGCUCACUCUGUGGAGCCGCUCACCAUCUUCAACGGCAUGCUGCUGUAUGAAGACAAGUGAGCAUUUAUAUCGAUUUAUGGUGAACAAAAAGGCCUGAGGACCUGAACAGCGCUGUUUAAGAUUCAUGACAAACCCACAGGAGACGGGUCCAUAAAGUAUGAUGUCACUUCCUAAUUUGGGAGUGAUCGAGAACUGAUGACAGAGUGUUUUUCGAUGAAGCUUCUUGGUUGAUUUCAGCAUCAGUAUAACGUGUUUUAAACAGAUCACACAGACUGCACAGAAAACAUUUUCUUCAGAGGAGGCUUUACGUCACCUCUCAUGUGGAUGCCAGAGUGGAUUUACUAUAAACCCAGUCAGCUGAUCUGAUGUAGUCACAUGGUCUGACCUCAGAGCAGCACUGUGAGAACCGACGUCCCUGUAAACCAGGAUAAGCUGAUGCCUGCCAGACCUGCUUCCUCCUACUAGAAAGCCUCUGGAAACACACCGACGCAUGUGGUGAAGAGUUCCAGAUUUAACCGUGUAACGUGCUGUUAGUGCCCUCUAUAGGCCGCAGAGCUCAUUACAGCAAUAAUGUGAACAAGCAUUCUGAUGAUUUAUAGAUGAUUGGCUGCCACAUAAAGUUUGUACUGAGGGCGGUGCUACAGAAAGUUUGUGAAGUCACAAAAAUGCUAUUAAAGAUAUCAGUUAAUGAUCAUUAGAGCGGUAGAUGUUGAGAUAAAGUGGAUGUUUAUCAAAUGUAAGCCCCCUUCUGGGCAAAUGAGCAUGACUUUAAAUGUUAAUGCACUGUUACUCGUACCCACCACUCAGUCCACUCCCCCUGUGAAGCGCUUCCUGCCACAACCGCUCCGUCUUAUCCAGAUGUUGCUCUGCAGGCAUUAGAUGCUGACAGAUGUAAUCAGGUGGUGGGUCAGGUUUUCCACGAGGAUGAUGUUUAGUGCUGAAUAGUGAUUUAUGAGCCUUCACUCCUGCCCCCUGAUGGGGGUUUCCGUCGUCUUUUCUGUUGAGCAGAUGUGCUGAUGAUUCUUUUUCUUGAUCUUCAUCAUUUUUAAGUGGAAAUUGAAAAAUUUCAUCCCCCAGAAAAUGAAAGGAUACGUGCUGUUACCUUAAGAUGGGCGAAAAUAAAAAAUGGAAAACGGAAAUUUUUCUAGCACUCUCUUUGAAAUAUAUUUUUCAUUGCUGCAACCAGGUAGAGUUAGUGCUUAAAAGGAACAAAACAAUGACUGAAAAUAAGCCUCUUAACAUGCAAAAUUCUUAAUUAUAGAGAAACGAGAAACAAACUGCUCAGACUUUUCCGUACAGCUGUGCCUGUUAUUGAACUUGUGACUGGUGAAUCUUUGGGUAUCUGUUAUUACUGAUGGUGGGAUAUAUCGCCACCCCCGUGCCCUACCCUCACAGGUCAGUGGUCGUCUUGGCAACAUGAGACGUUGUGACUUUACAUACGAUGAAAGAAAACCAAAGAAAGCUUUUUUGCUCUGAUGCUUUCUAACAGCAGAAUGUCUAUCUAUUUUCAAUCUGUGUGGAUUUUAACUGAGAUGAGUUCACAUUGUGAAUGUUUUCAUAUUAAACAGCACUUUUUCUUGUUUUUAUUGUAAUUUUUAUGUUCUAACAAAUAUUUAUCACAGAAUUUCACAUUUAUGGACAAACGUUAAAGGUUGGAAAUACUCCGUAUUUUCUUACUGUCAAGAAAUACCAUAAAAGCACAGUGGUGGAAGAAAUAUUUUGAUCCUUUACUAAGUAAUAAUACCACAUUGUACUGUACUUAAGUAAAGAGAGUAACACCACUUGUAAAAAUAAAGAAUUACUAUU